CAUCGCAUCUAAAGGAAAAAGCUUACUAAGCCCCACGGACCGAAAGAUUUUGUGAGCGCAUCAGCCGAGAGCUGGUCCAUCUGAAGUUAGGGAAGGACGCUUACAGAUCGUCUCUUCGAUUGCAAGAGGACGCCUGAGAGGGGCUGAAGAAAAGUUGCCUUCAUUUUUUUCUGGAGCAGAGUGGUUGGAAGUCUUCUGAGAGCAGAGUCAUGUACAGCAAUGGAGACAUGUUCUGGUCAAGAGUGGGGCUUCUCUUAGCAGUGCUGGGUUUUAUGUGUGUGUUACCUGUAUGGACAGUUCACCCCUCUGGUGGCCUCUGUGUGUCCCUGGAGACAUUGAGAGAGAAACUCAGCUCCAGCCUCAGGAGACGCUACAUGAAACAAAAUUUUCCCAUUAACUACACUGUCAAAGUGCGCUAUGAGGAGGUCUUCAGGCUACACAACAUCAGCCGCCUGCAACAGGAGGAAGGUGUAUUGACCAGUGAUCUGCAGGAUCUGUGGCUGAUGGUAAAUCAGGAGGUUGUGAAGAAGGUUUUGAGGGUGCUGCCCGAGAGGCACCCCACCCGCCACAGGUACCUGACUGAACUGGAGAAACUCUUCAGAAUGUUCCAGCAGAACUACGAUGCAGAGGUGAAGAAAGACACAGAUGAAGAGAGAGAACUCCCAGUCAGAAUCCAGAACAUCUGGGAUCGAUUGAGUGACCGUGAUUACAAAGGUUGGAGAUCGGUGACACCCAAAUCCUUACUGGACAACUGUUACCGAACCAUGCACUGCCUCUUCCAACAACAGUGCUUCCGUGAUCAGGAAGGGGAAUAUGAUUAUUGCAGCAUCCUUCAUUGGAGAAAAGGGAAGAGAGAAAUAUACCAUUCAACAACGCAGCAGCCCACCACACAAACAUUACCCACCCAAGAACCUCAGCCAACCUGAAGUUAGUAUUGGCAGCGAGCAUCCAAUGGGUGUACUUCUCGAUGUACAGCCCAAGCCGAGCAUGUGUCUGCGCCUGUUUUGUGAAGUCAGUUUGGUUGCAGCAAAAAAAAAAAAAACAACCAACAACAAAAAACAACAACAACCAAAAAAACAACAA
Chanos chanos (milkfish) is the source of this 1083-nucleotide messenger RNA. RefSeq names its product interleukin 34 (gene il34). Bases 210 to 926 code for a protein of 238 amino acids. The record is from RefSeq and is a predicted model, not a curated record. Gene Ontology annotation, biological process: positive regulation of macrophage differentiation; positive regulation of monocyte differentiation; positive regulation of cell population proliferation. Gene Ontology annotation, molecular function: macrophage colony-stimulating factor receptor binding. The transcript has 8 exons. NCBI's taxonomy places the organism in Eukaryota, Metazoa, Chordata, Actinopteri, Gonorynchiformes, Chanidae.